Molecule: messenger RNA, 2879 nt
Organism: Mesocricetus auratus (golden hamster)
Lineage: Eukaryota; Metazoa; Chordata; Mammalia; Rodentia; Cricetidae
Product: NXPE family member 1
Exons: 8
Coding region: 637-2340 (567 amino acids)
Source: RefSeq, a predicted model, not a curated record
UGCCCUGCUCUCUUGUCUGGCUCUGCACUCCCCCUUCCUCUCCCUCUCCCUCUUUCUCCCGUCUCUCUCUUCCUCCCUCUCCCCCUCCCUUUUCUCCCUCACCCUUGCUCUUCUUUCCCCUUUGCUCACAAAGCUUUUGCCACAUUGCACAAAUACAAAGCUUGCAUUGUUAACUAUAUCAAUUUUGAACGUUAAAAUAGGCCACAGAAGGAAGAAGUAUCACGCAUCUCCCCGGACAACUACAGCCCCAAGUGGAAACGGAAAAGACUACCCCAGAUAGACGAAAAGGAGGAAGACUGUUACUGAAGUCACAUCCUGUACCCCAAGAAGCCACCCAUCCUUGAGAAAUCAAUAAGAACAGCCAAAUGAAUAGCAAUAAGCAUCAAGGGAGAUGGAUUUGGUGCAGAGAUGCUGAAAAGAGGGGCAGAGACAUCCAGUGACUGCCCUGAACUCUAUCUUCAAGGACCAAGGGCACUAAAGUUUACAUGGAAUGCUAUGGAUAUGCAUAUCUAAGCAAUCCCAGUCAAGAGUAAUUUAGACUCCUCCCCCCAAAGAAUUCCCACUUCAAGACUCAUACUUGGUGCUCAACAAAACAAGAGUCACUACAGGACCAGCUCUGUUUAAAGGAUACUGACCAUGUUCUCAAAUAUUCUGUGUCAGAAAUUGCUGCUAAUGUUAAUGUCGCUUUUAAUAAUUACCUGGAUAAUUUUUGAAAUUUCUGAAAGUUCCACAAAGCUUUGGAUGGCUCUGAGCUCAUCCAUCUCCUUCCACUCCUGGAACACCUCCAUGAAGUCCUCUUGUCCUGAAAGGCCAAUGAAUCAGUCAAGGAUACCAACAGAGACUAAGCUAAGAGAGGAGAUCCCCAAAGUGACAAGACCGGUCAAGUCACCAACAGAGAAAGAACUGAGAAUCAGGGAGAUCCUAGAGAAGCUAAAUCAGCAGAUCCCACCCAGACCCUUCACCCACCUCAACACCACCACCAGCGCCAAAGAGAGCAGAGCCACCAUCCUCAACCCUCGAGGCAAAUACUGUAAAGGGGACCAGCUGGACAUCCUAAUAGAAGCGAGGGACUACCUAAGAAACAAGAAGGAGUAUGGUGGGGACUUCCUGAGGGCCAGGAUGUCCUCCCCAGCCCUGAAGGCUGGUGCUUCUGGAAAGGUGACAGAUUUCAACAACGGCACCUACCUUGUCAGUUUCACUCUGUUCUGGGAAGGUCAGGUGGCCCUGUCUAUCCUACUCAUCCAUCCCAGUGAAGGGGUGUCAGCUCUCUGGAGAGCAAGGAACCAAGGCUAUGAUAGAAUUGCCUUCAAGGGUAAAUUUGUUAAUGGCACCUCCCAGGUAUUAGCUGAAUGUGGCCUGACUCUAAACUCAAGCAAUGAACUCUGCAAAUACCUGUACAGUGGUGGUGAAGAAGUCUUCUACUGUAUGAAGCCUCAACACAUGCCCUGUGAGGCCCUGACCCAUGUGUGUACCAAGCAGCAAGCUGUUUCUUUUCUUACUGACAAAGAAAAAGUUCUUUUCCAGAAGUCCAACAUAGGAGUUGAAAUAAUGAAGAACCCUAAGUAUAUUAGUGUCUCUCAAUGCAACAAGAGUGAAGAAAACAGGACAGAGAAAUGUCAGAUUGGAACGGAGAUUCCCACACCUAGCGGUUACACCUUCCGAGGAAGGUGGAUAACAGCCCAGUGCAAGCAGAGUCUGUUAAACUCGAGUCAGAUAAAUGACUGUUUGAAAGGAAAACUCAUUUACCUCCUGGGAGACUCGACGCUUCGCCAAUGGAUCAACUACUUUCCCAAAGUUGCAAAAACGUUGAAGCCUUUUGAUCUUCACGGGACUGGACUAUAUAAGAAACACGUGCUUCUGGAUGCUGACAGGCACACUCUGGUUGAAUGGAAAAAACACAGUCAUCCUUUCAUCACGGUCCAGCUCUACUCUGUGAUAGAUGAUGGUUAUAUUCCCCAGGAAAUUGACCGCUUACCAGGUGACAAAGAUACUGUCAUUGUCAUCACCUUAGGCCAGCACUUCAGACCCUUCCCCAUGGAACUUUUCAUUCGUAGAGUCAUCAGCAUCCAAAAGGCUAUUGAACGACUCUUCCUCAGAGGCCCUGACACUAAAGUCAUCAUUAAGGCAGAGAAUAUCAGGGAGAUGUACCUAGAUACAGAGAAAUUCGGAGACUUCCAUGGUUAUAUUCAGUAUCUAACCAUGAAGGAUAUUUUCAAAGACCUUCAUGUGGGUAUCAUUGAUGCCUGGGACAUGACCAUUGCUUGUGGUAGCAAUAUUCUCCACCCAUCUGAUGAAGUAAUUGGAAAUCAGAUUGUCAUGUUUUUAAGCUACAUUUGCUAAAGCUAUAUCACUAGAAGCCAAUGUCUACCAGCCAUGCCAUGAGUUUCAUCAGUGAAGUUUUAUUCAAUUUAGGGUCUCCGGAAAAUCAAAUUUAAAAGAAUCUACCUUGUAAUAGAGAUGCAACUCAGUUGAUGGCGUGUUUGCUUAGUAUGCAUGAAGCCCUGGGCCCAUAUAAGCAAGGCACAGUGGCACAUGCUUGUAAUUCCAACACUCAGGAGGGCAGAAGUUCAAAGUCAUUCUUAGUUACAUAGUAAGGUCAAGGAGAACCUGGGCUACAUGAGAACCUUCCUUGAUUAAAUACUUGGUCCCAUCUCGACACAAGGGGAGGAGCUCUGCCCUGACUCAACUUGAUGUGCCAUGCUUUGUGGAAGCCCAUGGGAAGCCUGUUCUUUUCUGAAUGGGGAUGGAGGAGAGGUGGAUGGUGAGGAAGGCAGAUAGGAAAGGGAAGAGGACGGUAGGAGGACAGGGAGGGGAAACUGGUUGGUAUGUACAAUAAAUGAAAAAAUGUUAUUUAAAUAAAAUAUAAAAAAUAAAAUUAA